This is a messenger RNA of Ixodes scapularis (black-legged tick), 5744 nucleotides long. RefSeq lists its product as uncharacterized. Bases 262 to 2952 code for a protein of 896 amino acids. NCBI's taxonomy places the organism in Eukaryota, Metazoa, Arthropoda, Arachnida, Ixodida, Ixodidae. Gene Ontology annotation, molecular function: cysteine-type deubiquitinase activity. The transcript is spliced from 9 exons. The record is from RefSeq and is a predicted model, not a curated record. Gene Ontology annotation, cellular component: cytoplasm. Gene Ontology annotation, biological process: protein linear deubiquitination.
UCGGAGGGUAGGGGCAGAAACCGCGAUGUCGUCAUAGCGUGGAUUACGCUGCGCCCGACACCUUCUUUCUCAGAUAGGCAAAGAAAAAAAGUGCGCGCUCUAUGCAUGAUAUACGCUCGAGCUGCAUCCGAGAGAUUUGCAGCCUGCGCAGACUGCAAUGUGUCGGUGACUGCGGUUGCAGCAGGUGCACCAGCGGCAAUCCUGUAGAGCCACCCCCCCACCCUGGUCCCCCUUCCCGCUGUCGCUCGACCCCAUCCCACGAUGCCGCCGCUGUCCCGUGCACCAUCCAGCGGCCGAAUGGUCCCCGUCGCCAAGUUGGCCUGGGUUUCCAUCUUGAUGGCCUUCCUGUGGCCCUACUUCCUGGCGCGGUUCCUGUGUCGGAUCUGGCUGCGCUUCCUAAGAGGCUGCUUCAUGCGCACGACUAGCGUCAUCCUCCUGCUCGGCGUUGGCUCGUUUGUGUGCUACAAGCUCUACCGGCAGCUGAAACAGCGGCUGCGAAAGAAGCGCUCCAAGAAGGACCCCUCUUCGAGGAACUCUCACAUCCGCAGUUGGGUCACCAAUGUGGACCCUUGCUGUCCGCACGACUGCUACCUCGAGAGUGACGAUGAGUCGGAGAUCAGCGAGACCACACGCCGAGACGACUCCAGUGAAGAGGCGUCAUUCGGGGAUGCUGACACCAACUCGAGCUGCGGCGGUCUGAGUGACAUCGAGGAGUGCUGGGACAUGGGGGUGACGUCGAGCAACCCUUACGAGCCGGUGCGCUUCAACAGCCACUCCGGCAACGUCCGCUUCCAAGGUUGCCAGGCCCCCAAGGCCGCCUCUACCCCGCUGAACAUCGGAGUUACCGUCGACCACCGCAACAGGAAUCACAAGCCGGAGAGCCGCCAUCAGCUUCAGCGGAACUCCGGUUUGAAGGGACCGAAGGACAGGCAGAGCGCCGGAUCCGGAGAUUUAAAGACCGGUCCGAACAGCCACAACAACAACAACAACAAGAGCCAUGACGACCCAUCCCUUGUGUCGGAUGACUCCGUUUCCCAUGAUCCGGAAGGACUACUGGACUCCCUUUCCUAUGAGGGCAAUGCCAGCAGUGGAGCGGCGACUCCCUGGGCGCAGGACACCCAGUCGCUCCAGGCCAACUUCAGCUUCGGGUCGCUGACGGAACGCAACCGGCUCACCGAGGAGCUGUUCUCCUCCGUCCGCGCGCUCGCGGAAGACGAGGAGACGGAGGACGGCUUUUCGCCGAGCGGGAUGGUUUCCGAUUCCGCAAUCCCGCGCCUCCGUGACCAGCGCUACCUCUCUCUUGAGAGCGAAGCCUCAGACCUGAGCAUCUUCGAACAGGCACCGCUCCAAGUGCCCCGCGAGACAUUUGACACGAUCGACCGGAUCGAGACGAUCCUCCACGACACCAAGCAGGAACUUUUGGACCUCGACGCGGACUUGGUGAGCCUCCGCGUCUGGCGAAAACUUCCACAGGACCACGAAUCCGGCGCAACUCCAGCAGACGACGAGGGCGCGCUGCGGACGGCCGACAGCGGGAGCGACUUUGGCAACUCCUUAGAAUCCGACUGCGAGCGGAUCACUAAGGAUUCGUCUGCUCCGAGCCUUGAGUGGGACUCUGCCUGUCUUCCGCGGCACGGCGCCGCGGAGCGACGUGGGUCUGGGCCGCACGACGACGGUACGAGCACGCUGAGCGAGAUCUCGGACAUCGAGGAUGCCAAGUCGUCGGGGGUGUUGGACGCAGUCCGGCGGCACAGCGGCGGAAGCAUCCGGAUGCCCGGAUCACUGCGGCAGGAGAUCCAGCGCGCGAUGAGGUUGGAGUCGGAUCGGUGGAAAGGCCGGCUGGUACGGAGUCAGACGGCACCCGUGGACCAUACGCUUCCGGAGUCUGAGUGGGCCUGCGACCUGUCGCGGUCAGCGACGCACGAGCUCUUCUCACUGAGUGACGCAUUCGAUCGGAUUCCGACUGUCCCCGAGGAAAACACGCCCAGUCCAAGCAGCACGAGUGCGUCGGACUUUACGUCAGAGUUUGCAUCAAUUAACGUGAGCAGCCCGGCAGACGUUGCGAGUCACGACACCAACGGCAACGACAUUGUGCGGGAGUGCCCGGACGACGAGUCGGGCUUCAGUGGCGAUUCGGCCAUCAGCAUUGGUGACAGGGUGUUGAUUGAGGACUACAUUCCAGAGCAGUGGCGUCAAGAGAACAAUCGUGCAACGGAAAACGCAGACAAGAGCCUUACGGGAGUUUUGUCUGGGCUGAGCGUGGUAUCGAUGAGACGAGUGAAGCACGACGGCUACGGCGCGAUCCGGGCUGCCGCCUUUCAAGUGUUGGCGAGCGCAGGCUCUCUGCUCUCCAGCCACAGGGGGGCUAAUGCAGUCUAUCAGAGGUUUCACGAGCCAGCGUCACUUGGGAAGCUCCCAUGGCUGGAACAAUGGCGCUUUCACCGCAUGCUGGGUCCUGCAACAUCGUCCCUGCAGCAGUUCUGGGAGUGCCUGUCCUGCCUACAGGAUACCGAGGACCAACUGAACGCCGCGGCGAAUCCCGAGCUGUUCUUGGCACGGCGCCUCAACGAGGAUUCAAUGCUGGACGCCAGACUGGUCGAGGCCGUCAAAAUCCUGAUGCUCAAGUCGGCCUUAGACCUGUUUGCCCUGUUGCAGCGGGACAGUGAUCGGCCGUGCCCCGUGUUUGCGACGGUCCUCUUCUCACGGGCCUCAUCGGCAACGCCAAGGGACCUCCUUCUGAACCACCUCAACCGGCUCGGGAGGGAACAGGAGGUGCAAGAGGCGGAGCUCUACCUGCUGGGCUAUGCACUGGCCACAACGCUGACCGUCGUGCGACCGGCGCUCUCAGGCUCUGAAGACUGUAUUAGCCGCUACCCCGAAUGGCAAGUCGGGAGCUGGCCCGAGGUCGUGCUCGUCGAACAGGACGGACAAUACUGUGCGUGCGCAAGGUGAUGAACACCGUACACAACGACCCCCCGCCGUCGAGUUUUUUUUUUUUUUUUUUUUUUUUGUGCGUCGAGUUAUACGUCUACACUGCCCUCCCUCUCCGUACGAAAGCUGCGACGUGCUCCGAGUCCGCUCGACAGAGUCGGGUUUGAGGAGCGAAUGUCGUCUUGUCAUUCUUGGAAUCGAAGGCGGCCGUUUGGGUCUUCUGCUACUUCACCCACGUUUCGACGUUACUCGACGUCUUGUCACCUUUGAACCAAACGGCGCGACUGCUGCGGUGCAACGUACGAUAACCAAUGCUAUAACCAUCGACGGGAUGAAAACGACAGGGAUGAGUUCCAGUUGUCCCUCCUCCGGUGCAAACUUCCUGCCUUUGGCGGUGCUUCGGCAUAUCGUAAGCCUCGAACCUGAUCGCGUGCCGGAGGCCAGGCGUUUGAAAGAAAACGUCCCGCUGUUUUCACCCUGUCUGUGCCCGUAGCUGUUUGAAAGCUCCCUCGUAAAAUCUUUCUUCCUUAUCGCGUUAACCACCUUCUGAUGGCCCGUCCAAACGGCACACUUCGAAAAUCAUGAGGCGACGCGACUCCUGCUGGAAGCAGGUAAGUUUUUGAAUGCAAAGGUGUAAAACUCUUACCCUGGAGCAAGAUUGAGUAAAUUUUGGAACACGGGCAAAGAUACGAGGGCUCGGCAGAUCAGACACCACCCGCAUUGGCAAUUGGCGUGCGACAUCGAGUCUGACGAGCACCGAGGUCACCAAAAAGCGGAGGAAGCGAGGAGGAAAGUCGUGACGUUUGCUUGGUGGUGGUCGAUCAGACGUCGGAUUGUCGGACUUCGGCCGCUUCAACUUCCACGACUUUUUAUGGAGUUUGUGUCGCCUCACGAUUAAAGAAGUGUCCUGUUUGGACAGCCCUUAAUAAUGUCAUCAUCACGAGCUUCUCUGAAGCAGCUUACCCUGAGCAAGCUCUGGCCUUAUUACGCAUUGUACUUAAGGCAAAGAUGCUGUAGGUGCAUAUUGUUCAGACGUGAAAACUUGAUCGUUUGCGUCGUGUGCUAAUGUGGAUAUUAUGCAUGCAGUGUUCCGUCGAGACAGCUAGUGGAUGCCAAAAGAAGCCUGCACGAGAGACUAUGCCUCUGUGCAUAGUUUUUUUGUUUGCUUGCUGCAGGCACAAGCAAUGCAUUAGUACAACUGUGUUAGUCCCAUGUCAAACUCGUGCUUCGUUCAUUUUAAAGCAUGUUACAAUUUUUUUUAUUCCCGAUUUUAGUACGGUAAUUUGUAAAGUGGUGAUAUAUGCUAUAUGUAUAAGGACCAAUGGAGAAUUGCAUGCAACUUGAUUUAGCAACCCGACGUUGCAUGUAGAACUGCGCAAUAACAUUUUCUGCAAAGAAAAAAAAAAAAAAUUCAGUGUCUAUCUGUGAUUGGCUUAGAAUCCAAGACUGCAAGUGCAAAAGAGGAUGCCUAAUUUGUGUCGGUUUCUCCUUUUGGUUGCACCUUGUCUCUAUAUCACACUCUGCCAGGGCAGUGCCUUUGUUCUUCCAAAUGCAAUAUAUAUGACUCUGCUGCCAGAAAGAUGCAAGCAAGCAAGACGACGGGCAAAUUUUCAAUAUUGCUUUUACAUUAGUUCAGUGAUCCAGGCAAAAUCUGUUUGAAUGAGUUGUUAAAAAAAAAAAAAAAUGAAAGCCCAAUGCAAAGGUUGUUAUUGUGUGCAAAGUAUUGAAACAUUCCUUGCCCUUGUUUAUUGGCGAGACCCGUUUACGAUAUCGAGGACCAUCUUUGGAGGAUGUGUAUAUAUAUUUCUCAGCAUCCAUCUUGUGACUCUUAGCAGUUGUCUGCUAGUUACUACCUGUUUUAUGCCGGAAGAGAAGUCGUGCCAAAGAGGUGAGCGACUUUGCUUCUAUGAAAAAAAAAAAAAUGGGAGCUGUACUUCUUUUCGCCUCAGGAACUGUUGUGAAAAAAGUUUGGCUCUUUGCAGAGCAUUACUGAUUUGCCCCUUAAUGUGUAAAAGACACUUGUACAUGCGUUUGAAAUCAGGUAUUCAUUGUUUUAUCGAAACGUAUAUGUUUCAUACACAGAAAGUGUUUGUUUCUUUGGAAGACAAAUCUUGAAAAGAAAAAAAAAAAAAACACACUUUGCACAGUGGAGAACCUGUGCACAAACCAUUUUUUGUUUUUUGGGGUGACCAGUAUAGUUACUUCAAAACGAGUUGUGCUCACAGUGUGCAGUGUGCAGUAGGUUCGUAACGUCUGCCUGUAUAAAAGCGGCUGCCGGGUGAAAUCUAGUUUGCAAGAAAAGAGAAGAUAUUUUGGGAAACAGCGGUGUUCACAUAACUCAAGGUACUAGCAUUGUAGUCACGCAUAAAAAUGUAAAGCCCUGCACGAGAGAAAAACGAACGUCACCUGUUGAAUCUAGCUAGAAACGGAAGCUAGGCGAAUAGUACAGCAGUCAAUUAAAAAAAAUGUACUGCACACCUGAAAGGCAUUGCACUGUAAAUAAAACUGCCAAAAUGCUCUCAAACUGUGCAGAACUCUUGAGAUCGCCUAAAUAAUAGAGCAGCUUAGAGUGGCAGUCUCCUCCUUGUACACUUUGUUCGAAGCGGCAUUUCAAAAUAUGAUGCACACCACUGUACGAACAACUUCCUUCAGCACUACUUUUGCCCGAUCCAUGUCAUUAUGAACCUGUGGUUAUAUCUCCGACGUGUGAUGGGGCACAUAGGUUGUUGGAAGUGUAUUGUGUGAGAAGUGCCUUUAGAUAUGUCCGUGGAAGGAAAAGAAAACCCUCAAAAAAAAUACAUGUCUGAACAAAC